AUGGCAACUGCUUCUGAGUUGUUCGCAGAUGAUGCGAGAACACGUUUCACUCAUACAAAAGCUCUCUUUGAGCAAUUAGAACGACAACAACAAGAGACUCCAUCAUUCUAUUCGCCUCGUCCAAUCCGUCAACCACCACCACUUCCACCAAAGCCACCAAAUCCCUAUUCAAUACCGCCAAGAUGUCCAGAAAGUCCGCUGUCACAGGUGGCUCAGAAUUUCACGGAACUCGUCUCGGAUCUGGAUCGCCUUUCAAGUGGUGGCCCUGUGGGCACAUCUUUCGAAGAAAAUCAUGAACAAGAUGAACGAGUGAAUGGACAAAUCAAUGGGAAAAUGAGCGAAAAUCCGGAUGGAAUCAUAGAUCAAAUAAGGGGACUCUCACCGGAAAGAGAAGCAAAAGAAGCAAGAGAUCGAAAAGUCUCCUUUUCGACUGCACCAAUUCCUGUCUAUCGAACUCACACUUCCGAUGAAUAUGAUCGUCGGAAUGAGGAAAUCGAUCCCGUUGCAUCGUGUGCCGAGUAUGAAUUGGAAAGACGUUUGGAGAGAAUGACACUCUUUGAUGUUGAAUUGGAUAAAGGACACGAGGGAUUGGGAGUAUGGGGAGUUGGAGCCGAUUCGGGAUUGGAGAAAUUGGGGAUCUUUGUGAAGAGUAUCACUCCGGGUGGGGCUGUGCAUCGGGAUUCGAGGAUUCGUGUCUGUGAUCAGAUUGUUUCUGUUGACGGGAAAUCACUUGUCGGUGUGAGUCAAUUGUUCGCCGCGGAAACUCUUCGAGCAACAACAAAUCGAGUGCGAUUCACGAUUGGUCGAGAGCCAAAUUUGGAUGAAUCAGAAGUGGCACAAUUGAUUCGACAAUCACUUGAGUCUGAUCGUGCCCGUGCCGCUUUACCCGAUGAAGACGAUGAAUUAAGUCAAACGGAAGAUGAGAUCCCUCCCACAUCUCAUUCUCAUCCCUCACAAUUCCACAAUCCGCAACCAAUCUAUCAAAAUGGCAAUAAUUUCGCUGAAUCCGAGAUAAGAACAAAGAUCUCCGUUCUCGAAAUGGAAUUAGAGAUGUCACAAAAGAAGGCAAAUCAAAUGCAUAAUGUUCUCGAUUCAACAAAGAAUCAUUAUGAGCUUCUCGAGAAAAAAUACGAUCAAGCUAAUCAACUAUUGAGGAAUUAUCAAGAGAGAGAAAAGGAGUUACUAUCACGAGAAGAAUCGCAUGUAUCACAAUUGAGAGAAAAAGAUGCACACUAUGCAACACUUGUACAACAAUUGAAGGAACGAAUCGACGAACUUGAAGGUCGAUUGGAAGAAGUCGUCGAACAGAAAGUCCUACCGGAAAAGCCAUCCGACUCAACAAUUCUCGGUGAUGAAUCGAGCGCCUAUCGACCAAAUGGUGAACACACGAAUCACGAAGAUAAAGCGGUGAUGGCAAGGAUUCCAAGUCAAUCAAAGCUUGUCGCAAAACGAGAUGCUGAAGUGUGCACGGGAUGGGACGAUGAUAAGGUUUCCUCCUCUUGUGACAGUCCAGUGCCGCGUAUCUCCGAGCCAGCUUCUCCUGCUCUUCCGCAUAAAUUUAUGCAUCGCAAACUGUUGUUCCCACUUCGAAAACGAUACAUUUUAAAUGAGAACGAGUUCUGGAGAGCCCCGUAUGAGCAUGUUCAAGGUCUUCAAGUGUUGCACUGGUCUGUCGACGAUAUUUGUCAAUUGCUCGUUUCAAUGGGACUCGACAAAUAUGUGCCCGAGUUCACAAUGCACAAAAUAAAUGGACCAAAAUUCCUCGAGUUAGAUGGAAGCAAACUGAAGUCGAUGGGCAUUCAAAAUCACUCGGAUCGUUCACUAAUCAAGAAGAAGGUGAAAACGAUCAAAAGUCGAAUCGAAAGAGAAAGGAAACUUCUCGAAAAAGAGAGUCGAAUGAGAACAUUAAUGCCUCAUCCAGCUGUUCCUGUU
Messenger RNA from Mesorhabditis belari, 1932 nucleotides. The record is from the annotation of a GenBank genome assembly. NCBI's taxonomy places the organism in Eukaryota, Metazoa, Nematoda, Chromadorea, Rhabditida, Rhabditidae.